UACUCGGGAAUGCCGUGGCAAUGAGACCCACGAGCCGGGUUUCUUUGGCCUCAAAGUGGGUAUGAGCAGGGAGAGGCUAGACUAUACCCACCGUGAUCAGUCAGCCCUUGUGAAUCGCCCUCUCCCCUCGGUACCCUCGGGGCUCUCUCCUUUUUGCCCCUGACCUUCCAAGGCUGUGAUAGGGAUCCAGGAAUCCCAAAGCUAGGAGACCACUGCUACUGCCAGGAAUGACCCAUGCAAGAUCUUCUGCUAGUGAAAUGAACCAUUCACUGGCAGUGUCCAAGCCCAACGGCAAGGGCAGAGUGGCUUUUGGGAUUGAGAGGUCAUCCUCUAGCAUCAAGAUGUUAGCCUUUAAGGUGUAGGAAAGGUGGGGCUACUCUAGGGUUGGCGGUUAGUCCUGACCCAUUCAAAGAGGGAACUCCCUUAGAGCCUGUGUCUCCCUAGAAGAGAGAUUAGCCUGGAGCACCCAGCAGGCUGAAGCGGGCCUGCUAGACUUCUGACCUGGCUAUGGCCUAAGAACUGCAGGAAUGAAGUUGGGCUCUGAGUUGCAGCCUGGCCCCCUUCAUGACUUGUGGAAAAAGCUUGGGCAAACUGGCUGGUUAGUGACAAAGAAGGCCUGGGCAAUAGAAUAUGCAUGUCAACUUCCCUCUUCUUAAGAAGAACAAACAUUUUGCUUAUUUAAGCAUCUGCCCCUGCUACUCUUGAGUUCCCAGUUCACCCUGAACCUUUCCAGCUUCUUAAAAGCUCACUCUUUUCAGCCGUUCUUAGAGAUACCCUGGACCAAAUGAAACUUACUUAAAAGUGUUUGUCGAAUGUGAGGCUUAUUUGCUUCCAAAUAACAGUCAUGUUUCUGAAAAGGGUCUGUGGAUGCUCAAAAGCAGGCAGAAAAUAGAGUGGCUGAGCAAAUUGACUCUUGCAGAAAGGAAAUCAUGGAAUGAAAAACUGGAACUCAGGGACCUUGGUAGGGCUCAUCAUUACCACCAGGUUUGCUUCAUUGUGUAAGUGGUAACAAUUUCAAGACCUCCAAAUUCCCUAUCUCUCCUCUCCUCUUCCUUUUCUUCCCCUCACCUUCCUUCCUGUCUCCUCUCCUUUCAUCUCUUAUUUUCUCUUCUUUCCUCUUCCUCUCUCCUCUCUUCUCCUUCUCCCCCUCUUCUAUCUUUCUCUUUCCUUUCUAGCAAACCAAUUCUGGUCUCCAGAGAGUGUGCACAGAAUUAUCUAUGCCUUGAAUAUUUUACUGUAUUUGAGAACUAAUAGUAAUUAUAUUUAUUUUAGCAGUAAAAACUUUACAAUUGUGUGAAAUGCCCCACUGAGUUUAGGUAUACAAUCCUCUAAUUCAUAUUAAGCAGUACUGUGUUGUUUCUAAUUUUAGCUUCUUGAAGUUAACCAAGUCAGCAAGUCACCUGGCUGAGGAAUGUCCUGAUCUGUAAAAUAAUUCCGGUCUGUUGGGUUUUGUACAGCUGUCACAGUGGAUUUUACUUCAGUAAGAUAACCUAAUUAGCAAGUGUUUGUUAAACUAAAGCCCGAGUGAAUAAAUCAUAUCUCCCUAGGAACAAUGUACUUUUAAUAUUUAGAAAUACAUAGAAAGUGCCCUUUCCUUAUGAAAGAAGUGAACUUUUGCUCAGGACAUAUUACUCAGCCUGCACAUAAUGAUGCACGUGCAGUCGAAUGGGAGGCUAUCCACCACUGCCCUCCCAACUCCCAGGGCUUCUGUGCUUGUCUCAUGGUCGGUCACUCUAUGGCCCAGAGAAGGACAAUUAAGGCUCCAGUCUGAAAUGGCAGCAUGAGAGGGAAUCCAGAAGUAUGGUCAAAGGCUUUUCUUGAAAGGAGCAGGAAGGAAGAUCACAAUGCCACAGGUGGCCUUAGUGCCAAACUUUAUAGACUGCCCCAAUCUUUAUUAGAGAGGAAGGAAUUUGUAUAAGCUACACAGGUCAAAGAUUUCUGCUUUAACAGGGAGAGAAACAGGAUAAAACGGGUGGUUUCCCAUUCAUGAAUGGCUUAUUUUGCCUGGGGCAUUGCCUACCUUCCAUUUUGGCUAGGCAAUGAAAUCCUGCAUAAAUUCUGUAGCAGAUCUAAAGAGGAGAGGAAGGUGAAUUGUUUGUGCAGCAGGCACAUUUAAUCAGUCCCUUUCUUCACUGUGUCUUUCCCUCGGUUUUCCUCACUUCUCUCUUUCUAUCAGAGGUGGCCUGUAGCUCCUCCAAGCAACAGUAGACAUUAUUCACACAUGCAAAUGGGCUCCCCUCUUGAGACUCCUGGACCCAAGGAGUAAUAAUAUAUUAAGUAGAAAAGAGAUAAUGCAGGCAAAAAUCCAACACCUAGCCAAUUAGUGAUGCUCUAGAAAGGUUAUGUGAAACCAAAUGCAACAUCAGGGCCCAGAGGAUCAGCACUCCUUUGGCAUUAGCAAAUGGAAACAGUAAGCUCCUAAAAGUAGUGACAGGCAUGGCUGCAGAGUUAGAUCAAGAACCCUGGUAUUCUGUGUCUCAGCUCAAGAUUCCUAGUACCCUUUUCUUUAGGAGGAGUCAUUUCUCCUGCCCUGCAUUCUUCCCUGUUUUUUUUUUUUUUUGGGGGGGGGGAGGGUUGGGGGGUGGGGAGAGGAUCCCAGCCCUUGCAGCCUAGAGGGCUCAACAACUCUUGCCUUGGCUCCCACUCCUAGCAGAGCCUCAGCCUGGCAAUGCUUUUCUGACACCCACUCCACUUCACUUUCCUCCAGGCAAAAAAGCACACGUUUAAGACUCAUUAUCUGGCUAAGUAUAAAUCUCAGGGGGAGAAGCAUUUUAUUUUUGUUUGGCUCAGUCUACCAGUUACUGUUUGAGCUGGCUUUCCAGAGUCCAGGCAAAUAGCUGUUUGGCUGGUCAUCACCAAGGAAGUAAUUCCCUAAGCACUGAAACAGAGCUUUCUCCGUAUAUAAAGUAUUGAUCCCCUAGGAGAACUCUUCUCACUCCCACACAGACACACUAGCGCAGGAACACCCCACUCUGCACCUAAAGAGUCUUCCCAGCUAGCAGUCUGCCUAGCUGGCAUCAGUCCUACACACACACACACACACACACACACACACACACACACACACACACACACAAAGUUCCUGGGAGGCUCUGGACCCCUCCUUGGGAGUCUGCCAUGAGAUGAGUCUUAAUGGCCAAGUCACUGUCCUUAUGCCAUGUGUAGGUGAGGGAGGUCAAGUGAAGGAGAUCACUAGAACUGGUCUGGAUUUGGGGAGUUUCGCUGAGGCCAGAACCAAAGGGGGCUGGGCCGCCUGCUUGAGAAACAAAACUCCUGUUCAGAAGGAGCUUCUCUUGCAGCCAGCCGGGCUGGAGAUAGAGUAAUUCUGAAGCAACUGACGCAGCUGGGAAUUGAGCUGUGCAAAGCUUUCACUCACAGGGAAGGGAAGCGUCUGCCCCACCCUCCCCCACCAAGCGCCCUGGAUACACUGCCCACACUCCUCUCCUCCGUGACGUCACCCCUAGUCCUGUCCCGAGGAGCCUGCAAAACCUCUCAAAUUCAAACUGCUAGACGCACUGCUGCUGCUGCCACUGGAUUGAAAGCGCGCGCCCAGGCGCCGCUGUGGCAGCCGCCCGCAGUGACCCAGUCCGAAAGACCUCCCUAUGUAAUCGCAUCCCUGGUUCCCCACAGCGCAGCUUCUUUCUGUUCCAAUCCUCCUCUUCCUCUCUGGCCGCCAGCCGGAUUUCUAAUUUCUGCGCACCCCACCCCCCUGCCCAAUCAAAUUAAUUCAAGCAACAAAAAAAGCAAAGCUUCCCCCACUGCAAGCGGCAUCUUCUUUUACUUUGCUCUCUUUCUCUUCCUGAAGAUGCUAAACUACUGGUGGACUGAAGAGGAGAGGAGCCCCGUCUUCUCCUGAUGUUUUAAAAAAAAAAAAAGUAAAGCAAUUUCUACUGCAAGCCCAAGACGGGCAAUCCACUUGAGAUUUCUUCAAAAUACCCCAGGGGAGGAGGAGAUGGGCCGGAUUUAGUAGGACAACUCGAUUACUAAUGACUCCGUGGCUGGCUGUGACCCGCAGGGAAAUCAGGUUUGCCUGUAAGUACCUGAGCUGACAUCGAAGGUGCUUAAAGAUGCUGAGCGGCGUUUGGUUCCUCAGUGUGUUAACAGUGGCCGGGAUCUUACAGACCGAGAGUCGCAAAACUGCCAAAGACAUUUGCAAGAUCCGCUGCUUGUGCGAAGAGAAGGAAAACGUACUGAAUAUUAACUGUGAAAACAAAGGAUUUACAACUGUCAGUUUGCUUCAACCCCCCCAGUAUCGCAUCUAUCAGCUGUUUCUCAACGGAAACCUCUUGACCAGACUGUAUCCAAAUGAGUUUGUCAAUUAUUCAAAUGCGGUGACUCUUCAUCUAGGUAACAAUGGGCUGCAGGAGAUCCGACCUGGGGCAUUUAGUGGUCUGAAAACUCUCAAAAGACUGCACCUCAAUAACAACAAACUGGAGGUAUUGCGAGAGGACACUUUUCUAGGCCUAGAGAGUCUGGAGUACCUCCAAGCUGACUACAAUUACAUCAGCACCAUCGAGGCAGGGGCAUUCAGCAAACUGAAUAAGCUGAAAGUACUCAUCCUGAAUGACAACCUUUUGCUGUCUUUGCCCAGUAAUGUGUUUCGGUUUGUCCUGCUGACUCACUUAGACCUGAGGGGGAACAGGUUGAAAGUAAUGCCUUUUGCUGGUGUCCUUGAACAUAUUGGAGGAAUCAUGGAAAUUCAGCUGGAAGAAAACCCGUGGAAUUGCACCUGUGACUUACUUCCUCUCAAGGCAUGGCUGGACACCAUUACUGUUUUUGUGGGGGAGAUUGUCUGUGAAACCCCUUUCAGGUUACAUGGGAAAGAUGUGACCCAGCUGACCAGACAAGACCUCUGUCCCAGAAAAAGUGCAAGUGGUGAUUCUAGUCAGAGGAGCAGCCAUUCAGACACACAUGUUCAAAGGCUGACCCCUACAACAAAUCCUGCUCUCAACCCAACCAGAGCUCCAAAAGCCAGCCGGCCACCCAAAAUGAGAAAUCGUCCGACUCCUCGAGUGACUGUGUCAAAAGACCGGCAGAGCUUUGGCCCGAUCAUGGUGUACCAGACCAAGUCCCCCGUGGCCCUCACCUGUCCCAGCAGCUGUGUCUGUACUUCUCAGAGCUCAGACAAUGGUCUAAAUGUGAAUUGCCAAGAAAGGAAGUUCACUAACAUCUCUGACCUACAGCCCAAACCUACCAGUCCAAAGAAACUCUACCUAACAGGGAACUAUCUCCAAACAGUCUAUAAGAAUGACCUCUUAGAAUACAGUUCACUGGAUUUGUUGCAUUUAGGAAACAACAGGAUUGCAGUCAUUCAGGAAGGUGCCUUUACAAACCUGACCAGUUUACGAAGACUUUAUCUGAAUGGCAAUUACCUUGAAGUGCUGUAUCCUUCUAUGUUUGAUGGACUGCAGAGCUUGCAGUAUCUCUAUUUAGAGUAUAAUGUCAUUAAGGAAAUUAAGCCUCUGACCUUUGAUGCUUUGAUUAACCUCCAGCUCCUGUUUCUGAAUAACAACCUGCUGAGGUCCUUACCUGAUAAUAUAUUUGGGGGCACAGCCCUCACCAGGCUGAAUCUGAGAAACAAUCAUUUUUCUCACCUGCCUGUGAAAGGGGUCCUGGACCAGCUUCCUGCUUUUAUCCAGAUAGAUCUGCAAGAGAACCCAUGGGACUGCACCUGUGACAUCAUGGGGCUAAAGGACUGGACCGAACAUGCCAAUUCUCCUGUCAUCAUCAAUGAGGUGACUUGUGAGUCUCCCGCUAAGCAUGCAGGGGAGAUACUGAAAUUCCUGGGAAGGGAGGCUAUUUGUCCAGAAAAUCCUAACCUGUCAGAUGGGACUAUUUUGUCAAUGAAUCACAACACAGACACACCUAGAUCACUUAGUGUGUCUCCUAGUUCUUACCCCGAACUACACACUGAAGUUCCACUCUCCGUUUUAAUUUUAGGAUUGCUUGUGGUUUUUAUCCUGUCUGUCUGUUUUGGGGCGGGGUUGUUCGUCUUUGUUCUGAAGCGUCGAAAGGGAGUGCCAAAUGUUCCCAGGAAUGCCACCAACUUAGAUGUAAGUUCCUUCCAGUUACAAUAUGGGUCUUACAACACCGAGACUAAUGAUAAAGCUGAUGGCCACGUCUAUAACUACAUUCCUCCACCUGUGGGUCAGAUGUGCCAAAACCCCAUCUACAUGCAGAAGGAAGGAGACCCAGUGGCCUAUUACCGAAAUCUGCAGGACUUCAGCUAUGGCAACCUGGAGGAAAAAAAAGAAGAACCUGCCACACUUGCUUACACAAUAAGUGCCACUGAGUUGCUAGAAAAACAGGCCACACCAAGAGAGCCUGAGCUGCUGUAUCAGAAUAUUGCUGAGCGAGUUAAAGAACUUCCCAGUGCAGGCCUAGUCCACUAUAACUUUUGUACCUUACCUAAAAGGCAGUUUGCCCCUUCAUAUGAAUCUCGACGCCAAAACCAAGACAGAAUCAAUAAAACCGUUUUAUAUGGGACUCCCAGAAAAUGCUUUGUGGGGCAGUCAAAGCCAGACCACCCUUUACUGCAAGCUAAACCGCAAUCGGAACCAGACUACCUCGAAGUUCUGGAAAAACAAACUGCAAUCAGUCAGCUGUGAAGGGAAACCAUUUACAACCCUCUAGCAUCAAAGGAUGCAGCUCCAGACUGUUGGAAGCACUGCCUUUGCUUUUGUUGUGUCCUCCCUUCCCCAGUGCUAAUGGGAGACUGAAAGCCUUUGGGAGAUGGGGUGAAGCAAUGAUCUUGCUCUCGCAAGCUUUCCUUUAAAUUAUUUUCUCUUUUGCUCUCCUAAUCCCGUUCCCCCUCUCUUCUUAGAAACCGUCAGAGAACAUGAAUGUUUCUACAAUGCAUUUUUUCAUGUAUUUUUGUUUAGGUUUCAUUUCUAUUUUCUUUCUUUUUUUUUCUUUCUUUUUUUUUUCUUUCCCAGUGUGGGAGUGGAAAGAAAUGACAGAGAAUGAAGGAAAAGUAGGCAAAGUUUUCAAAUGAAAACAUUUUGUAGAAGAUCUCCAAAGAUCUUUUGGGACUACAACUUUUUUUUUUUUUUUUUUUUUUUUUUUUUUUUUUUUUGUAAAUAAUGGUCUAUGGUAUUGCCAUCUUCAGUUACCGAGUAUAGGCCUGGGCAUCGCUACUUUGUGUGAAAGUGCCUUUGCACUUAAAGACGUAACUUAAAUGUUGCUUUUAGCUUUGAAAAUUGAAAGUAUUUUAAUGUGCUGUAUUUUUAAAAUUGAAAUCAAUGUAAAAUAGAUCUAUAUGUCAACUAUAUUAAGUCAACGUACAGUUUGCUUGAGUUAUAGAAACCAGCCUGUCAUCAAACGAUUCUAGCUUAGGACUUUAUAGAUGUAAAUGUAAAAUAUUUCCUUUCUUCUGGGUUUGGUAUAAGUGAUUUUAUUUAAGUCAAGUAAGGGGAUUUAACAGUGGACUAGAGGGCAUAAGCCACCUCUGGAUUAAUAAUUCAUUAAUAAAAUAUAUUUAACCCAAUAUCAGAGUGAAUUGAACAAUUAAUGCCCUUCUGUGAAUCAUUAUUUUACACUAACAUGGUCAAUGUUUUAGAUUAUUUUCCUAAUUAAGAGUACAUUGCACAACUAGUAGUAUAUUUUUUCUGCAUUAGAUAUUUUUAUAUAUUUAAAUGAAACUCUGUAUUUCUAACUUUUUAAUUGAAACUAAUAUUUUUUCUGCCUAUUGCAACAUUUUCUAUAAACACAUACCAGUAGAGGCCGCCACACACCUCAUUUAACCAAGACACAAGAGCCAUUAAAUACCUUGAAGACUUCAAAGGUAAGAUGAAAACUUCCCACGUAAGUUCUCUGCAAAUUCAAGACAGCAGAGAUAAAAAUUACAUAUCUCAAAUUUUAUUUCUUUGAGAAUCAAAAAUUAGACACAGAAUUCUUCUCAAUUUUCACAAAGAGAGAUUUUCCUCUUGAUUUUAAUUGAAGUGUUAAUGAGGUGCUAUCAAAUCAGGCACUUAUUUGCAUCUCCAAAUCCAUUAACAGUUACCUAAACCACAGCAGUAAGCGUCUUUUUUCCUUCUGCCUUCUUGGGGCACGCUUUACUUGAAAUUUUUUCUUCUUAGCUUCAGCAAGCCUUUCGUUUUGUUCUUAGCAAUCAAUUAUUUUAACUAACCAACUCUAUAUAACAUUUAUGAAGCCUUAUUAGACUGUAAAUAAUUUUUAGAUGCAAACAUUAUUGUAUGAUUUAAACAAACAGCCUUUCUUUACAACAAAAAUAGUUUUGUUUUGUCUAUUGUAAAUCCUUAUGCAACUGGGAUGGUGAUCAGCAUAUAAAGUAGUCCAGCUUUUCAAUUCCUUAUUAAAGCAAGUGAUGGCGUCUGAAAGAAGCACACUGUUUCCUUUUCAUAAAUAGGUUACUGCACAUAAUAAUCCUUUAUUAUCAUGUGGAGAUUGAAGUGGAUCCUGAUAAGUUACUUUUAAAGCAUUAAAUUGACUAAUAGUACAUUACCAGUAUUAACAAUUCAUGCUACAGGCUUUCAAUUAGAAAUUACUUAACUCCAAAUCAUUUUGAUUAAUAAUUAAUGGUGCAAAAUGGACUUUUUAAACAACAGAAGGUAAUUGUGCCCAUAUAUAAAAGUAAAGGAUACUCAAGGAAAAAAAAGAUUUUAACAAUCUGAAAUCCCUGGAUAUCUACUAACUAAUAUAUUCACUGUUUGCUUAAAAGUCAUAAUUGCCAUUUAUAUCCAUUAGCUCACAACUGAAAAUGGUGGGUCAGAGUGAUCUACACAUAUGUAUAGAAAUUUUCAUUUUGUAUAAAAGAAGCCAGAGUAGUGAAUGAGUCGGACAUUCUGGAAAGUGCUUCAUCUUUGGGUGACAUUUAUAUAUAAAUACAAGAGUUUUAAACAUUUUCUUAAAGAGGCUUUCCUUUGGUUUAAUGGUCAAUACAUUAUACAGAGGCAGAUAUUUGGGGAAGUAAUUGUGAAGGCAAAUCAGCAUAUAUCAUAUUAAGAUAGUUUUUAUAGGCUUUAACUGUGAUUUGAUCUGUUAAUGACAUGAUUCUACUUCACUGUUUGUUCUCAUUCUCCUGAAAAGUAAAACAUGCGUGUUAAUGACAAAUUAGUUUAUUAAUCUUAAUGAAAAGUAACUUACUUCUCAUUCAUUAUCAUGAUUUUUUGAAGAGGCCUCCUGGAAGAACUCAAACCCACAAAUUCUUUAGCUCAAUAAUUACUAUUCAUUUCAAUAUUUUCAUGUUUCUAGAUUUGUACUUUAUUUACAUUGAGUUAUAAAAUCAAGUCUUUCAGGUAUGAUACAAAUGGUUUUAUUUAAAAGCAUAAUAGCACACCUUGUGUUUUAAUUGUUACUGUCAAAUGCAAGUAUAAGCACUUCAAGAUUAAUUACUUUAUUGACAUUCCCACUGGUUGGAUUCUGAUUUUCUUUAUAGGCUCAAGCACUACCAAAGCUAUUUUACUUUAAGGAUUUUAUUUUUAACUCCUCCAGCUGGAUAUGUUAUUCCUUCCCUUACUAUUUCACAAGCAGAUCGUAAUGAGUGUGAGCCUAGCAAGUACUGGUCCAGGCAAGAUAGUGGCAUUCCUAGGACCCCACCUGGAACAGAACUAGAUGCCUGGCCCUACAAAAUGUCAAACAGCAAUUACUCUACAUUCUACUGUUUAAUUAGUUACUUUCAUGGCUUCUACAUAUUCCAGUGGGUAAAUUUGUACAAAAUUCUCAAAAAUACUACUCCUCAAACUUCACACCAUUGCCAAGAAUAUUUGGUAUGAACUUAGGUCAACCUUCGUGCCUUCUUUCCUCAGGCAUUUGGUGAGUAAGAAAAAGACCCUUUAAUGUCUUCUUUGUCCUCUGACUUUUAAGUUGACUGACUUUUUCUAAAUAAUUCCUGUCAUAAAGGGCUUAAUAUUUUAAAGAUUUUUAAAGUAUAUGUAACGAAUUAAAGAUAGUUUCUGUCAUUUCUCAAACUUUGAAAAUUCCUUAUGAUACUAUACUACACAUUCCAGAAACAUACUACAUUUGAAUGCUAGAGUUAACAAAGCCUUCCAGAUGGUUCUCUUACUCAAUUUGUUUCCUCAUUCAUUCAUUCAUUCAUUCACUCAUUUAAUAUAUCUUGAGUGCUCUCUUCCCUGGUGCCUGGAGCUGCUGUGUGCAGAGGGGCCACAGAUAUAUAAGACAGGAUCUCUAAUUGCCUCACCCCAUGCCUUCACCCCUACUCCCACUGAUACUAAAUCCCCCUCCCUUCACAGACCUCCCAAAUUUGGUAAGGAGCAUAGUACAAAAUAGAAGAGAGCUUUACCUGAAUGAAAAUCACUCCCAGGUAGGCAGUGGGGACAAGAAUCCAGUGCAGAAGGUUGAGUUUUAAAAUUCUCUGGAGUAAAAUAUUGAAUGAAUAAACCAUAAAUAGACUGGUUACCAUGUAAGUGCUAUUAACAUAUCUUUGGAAUUACAUAGAUAAAAUGGGAAAAUCCCACUAAAAUAAACUUAAAUCACAGCAGAAUUAAGUCCAAUUAUGGCCUGAUGAUAGCUAUAUAUUUGUGCUAUCUACAUCUACUUUGUAAAGUUGAAUACCAGAAUUGUAAAUAUAAAAACCACUAAUAUACUUCAAGUUUUGGGAUAUUCAUGUUUUAGAGGCAACAUUUACUAUCUAUUUUAGUGGCGUAAAAGGUAAUAUUUUGGCUCACAUGCCUUUACCUAUACAAUAAGAGACUUUAGUGUGUGAGAGAGAUCAAAGAACUAUGUUUAAGCCUACUUUGCUCCUCACAAUGGUCGUGGAAAAAGUGCUGUGUAAAUUGAAGUUUUAAAAGAAUCAAAUUCUAUUUUAAGUGCAUUAAGGGAGCUACCAUUUAGAUAAAAUUUGGGAAUCUCAUUAAGAGGCAGAAAACUAUUUUAUAAUGCAAAUAACCAUUCUAUGUGUUUUGUAUAUUUGGAUUUUCAAUAUCAAUUUUGCUUAAAAACAAGUUCACAUGCAUAAUAAGAGUGUGUUUUGUCAGCAUUGCUUGUACUAUUCAUUUCUUGGUUGCUAAGGGCUUAUACUUAAAGUCUGCUGCAGUUUUAUGUGAAUUGAGCUAUCUAUGAUUAUGAUAGCACAAUAGCAUUCCUGAACGUCUGGACUAGCAAGCCCAUUUCAAUACAAUUGAACACAGGACUCUUGCUCAACAGCAUCUCCCCUCCCAAGACCUUGUUUCCUUAGAGGGUAGACUGACUCCUGUAUUCACAUCCUAUAAAGUGCUUAGGAAUACAGGUUUUAUUAAAAAAAUACAUAUGUUACUAUGUAAACAUAUUGAAUUGCAUGUGUGUUGGAAAUUUUUAGCAGUAUUUUAGCUUGAAAGUAUGUGUACAAAUUCUGUUAGCUUAGUUGCAAAUAAUUGUUCUCAAGUUGUUGGAAUAAAUGGCAAAUGAAACAAUUUAUUAUGUAAAUAAAUUCUUGUGCCAAAUAGUGACAUUGUUUAAGAAAAUAAAUGACAUAUUUUGGGCUGUUAAUAGGCAAAUGAAAUACUGAAAAUGUGAUCAAAUUAUAUUGUAUUUUAUUGGAUAAACUGUUUAGUUAUUUUAUGCUGUAGUUAGCUUUCAGUUAAUAAAUAAAUAUUCACUAAAAAUGCA
Molecule: messenger RNA, 11565 nt
Organism: Mus musculus (house mouse)
Lineage: Eukaryota; Metazoa; Chordata; Mammalia; Rodentia; Muridae
Gene: Slitrk2
Product: SLIT and NTRK-like family, member 2
Exons: 3
Coding region: 4068-6608 (846 amino acids)
Biological process (GO): regulation of presynapse assembly; regulation of synapse organization; axonogenesis
Cellular component (GO): GABA-ergic synapse; postsynaptic membrane; glutamatergic synapse
Source: RefSeq, a predicted model, not a curated record